Messenger RNA from Aspergillus niger, 1746 nucleotides. RefSeq lists its product as uncharacterized. NCBI's taxonomy places the organism in Eukaryota, Fungi, Ascomycota, Eurotiomycetes, Eurotiales, Aspergillaceae. The record is from RefSeq and is a predicted model, not a curated record. Bases 1 to 1746 code for a protein of 581 amino acids. Gene Ontology annotation, molecular function: serine-type endopeptidase activity. The transcript has 5 exons. Gene Ontology annotation, cellular component: membrane.
AUGAACAAUGCGUUGGGCGUAGCCUGGCGCAUACCAUGCGCGGGGCUCCGUGCCUCGAGCUGGCUUGCCCCAUCAACAUCAACAUCACCUCUCCGCUCCUCCGCUCCUCUUCGUCUCUCCACCUCUACAGCCACCCUCCCAUGGCAACCCGAUAGCAUCGCCAGGCGCCUUUUAAGCUCCUGGUCAAGCCAAUCCUCACCCCUCUCUAGACAACCAACCACUCCCUCCUCAUCCCUCAUUCCCAUCCGCUCCCUCCACAGUACCCACCCUCUCCGCGCCAACCACCCAACAUCUCCAGACCAAUCCCAAGAACAAGGCGCCCAUCCCCGCUCAACACCCUUCACGACCACCGAACUCAAGACUAUCUUCGGCCCACGUACGAAACUUCCCCCAGCCCUUGCGAACCGCGUCCUCGCCGUCCUCCACGGCCGCCGUCUCCUCGGCACCCUGGACCUAAACCUCCCCGCUGAUAUCGUCCGCUCCGUGCACCCGCGCAGUCUCGAGCUAGCACUCAAGUACCUCCGCGCGAACUACCCGGUUGACGAAGAUGCCGCGAUCCUGGCCCGCGUGGAGCGCGAAAUGGACGAGGAGGAAGCAAGAAAUGUACAGCGGUACAUGCCGCAGGGUGGUGAGUAUGGCGCCGAUGUGAAUGGGGGCGCAAGUGCGUCGCAUAAUCCGUCGGGAAAGAGUGUGUUGGAGGAAGUCCGGACGCAGAAUGAAGCGUACUUGCUGGCCGAGCAGGAGAGGAAACGACAGGAGUGGUUGUCCCGCGGCAUGCAGCAUGAUGAGAGGGUUAGGCGCUCAUUGGAGAAGAAUAGUCUUGCUCUGCGGGAUGUGGAUGAGAAGACUGCGCUGGAGAUUGCGCCGAAAGACCGACAACUUGCGGACCCUAAGCAGCGUCCUGUUCUCGCUUGGGUGCAGAAGAAUUACAUGGCUGCGGAGGACUUGGACUUUGAUCUAAACAAGCUCACCCUGCGUCAACGGCUUCUCCCCUCACUUGCGUUCGUGCUCCUAACCCUGGGUCUCUGCUACGCCUACACAAUGUAUUACGAACCGCCCGCAACCUCCGACAGACUAUGGCCCAAUAUUCCUCGCUCAGCUGCAACGGUCGGCACCAUCAUCGGUAUCAAUACUGCUAUCUUCGCGCUCUGGUGGUUCCCUCCGUGCUGGAGACUCUUCAACCGUUACUUGAUCAGCAUCCCUGCCAACCCUAAUCCUCCCGUGAGACUCCUCGGCAACAUCUUCAGCCAUCAGUACCCUAAACAUCUGAUCUCGAAUAUGCUGUUUCUAUGGUUCAUUGGAACCAAGUUGCACGAUGAAAUCGGCCGCGGAGAGUUCCUAUCUCUCUACAUCGCCUCUGGAGUUGUCGGCUCGUUCGUCACCCUCACGGCUCACUGUCUCAUGGCUCAAUGGACUGUGAGCGCGCUCGGUGCCAGUGGUGCCCUCUCUGGCGUUGUGGCAGCUUACUGCACGUUGAAUGCCAACGAAAACUUGCAAUUCUUUUUCCUCCCCGAAGAAUGGAAGAAGAUGCUUUCCGUCCCUGGAUGGACCAUCAUUACCACCAUGGUUGCUCUGGAGUCAAUCUCAUUGGUCCGCCGACUACGUGGUCCUCAUAAGCUCGAUCACUGGGCCCAUAUGGGUGGCUACUUGACGGGUAUUUCCUGGGCUUUGUGUCGGCCAAAGACGGAGCGGAAACAUCCUGAGAGUGGGACUACUUGGUAUCGCUGGCUGUCUUCGAAGAAUUAG